AGACACCGGAGAGAGAGAGAGAGAAGAAGAAUGGCGGUUUCCAAGGUGUCUUUUAUGGCUGUUUUUGCAGCUCUUGUUUUUGCUAUGGCCGCCUUACCUUCUGCCGUUGACGCACAGUCCUCUGCUCCCGCACCUGCUCCCACAAGCGAUGGGACGUCGAUCGAUCUAGGGAUUGCUUACGCGCUGAUGCUGGUUGCUCUGGUGCUAACCUACCUCAUUCACGCUGCUGAUUUUCUUUAGCUUUUAAGGGCCUGCGUUGCAUUUCAUAAUUUUGUGUGGUUUUAGUAGAUUUGGUGAUGAUGUGAAACCAUGAUUCUUUCAGAUUUGGGUGUAACUUUCAGAAUGAUGUAACUUUAGACAAAUUAAUUGUUGGAUUUCUUUUGAUGAGUUGAUGAUGUCAUUUAAUGUUUGGUUUCGGUAUCA
Hibiscus syriacus is the source of this 423-nucleotide messenger RNA. Its product is annotated as arabinogalactan protein 41-like. The transcript has 2 exons. The record is from RefSeq and is a predicted model, not a curated record. The coding region runs from base 31 to 240 and encodes 69 amino acids. NCBI's taxonomy places the organism in Eukaryota, Viridiplantae, Streptophyta, Magnoliopsida, Malvales, Malvaceae.